This is a messenger RNA of Rangifer tarandus platyrhynchus (Svalbard reindeer), 435 nucleotides long. The record is from the annotation of a GenBank genome assembly. Lineage: Eukaryota; Metazoa; Chordata; Mammalia; Artiodactyla; Cervidae.
AUGCGGAAGCAAGUAGCCGGAGGCGGCCGCGAGCCGCCCGCCAGAACCCAGCGGAAGAGAAGCCGCCGCCCGUCUCCGCCUGAGGAGACUCCGCCUCAGCCCAGCGCCGCUCCCAACCGCGGGCGAGCAGGGCUUGAGGGGAUGCGGAGCGGGGACUGCUCCCGCGCUUUCGGAUGCUUGGCCUGGGACAGGAAGGAGCGGGGCGAGGCGGCGACGGCGGCUGGGUCCCUUACCUGUGUCCGGAGUAGGUGGCGACGGACGGACGGGGAUCAGCAGUCUCUGGGCGGCAACGGCGAGGCUGAGACUCUGUCCCUGGAUCUCGCAGCUCACAGGCUACAGCCGCUCCGCAGACACGGGGUUUCCUCCAAUCACCAGCCCCGGCAGCAGGGGCACCACACGCACGAUGACGUCAAACGCUGCUAUGGCAACCGUUGA